AUGAGUACGAGCUGGCGCCGACGACCGAUGGCGAGCAAGAAAAGCAAGAAGGCCAGGGAGAAAAAGAACAUGGACGAUCUGAAGAAAGAAGUGGAUCUGGAUGAUCACAAGCUCACCUUGGAUGAACUUCACAGGAAGUACGGAACCGACCUCACUAGGGGUCUGACCGCCACCAGAGCAAAGGAGGUGCUGGCCCGUGAUGGCCCGAAUGCUCUCACCCCUCCGCCCACUACACCUGAGUGGGUCAAGUUCUGCAGACAGCUUUUUGGCGGUUUCUCCAUGCUUCUCUGGAUUGGCGCCGUCCUCUGCUUCAUCGCAUACGGGAUCCAGGCUUCCUAUGAAGACGAACCCGCUAAUGAUAAUUUGUACCUUGGCGUUGUGCUCUCUGCUGUUGUCAUCAUCACUGGCUGCUUCUCCUAUUACCAAGAGGCCAAGAGCUCCAAAAUCAUGGAGUCGUUCAAAAACCUGGUCCCACAGCAAGCUUUGGUUAUUCGUGACGGAGAGAAGAACAGCAUUAACGCUGAGGACGUGGUGGCUGGAGACCUGGUGGAGGUGAAAGGUGGUGACAGGAUCCCUGCUGAUCUGCGAGUCAUCUCCGCCCAUGGGUGCAAGGUGGACAACUCCUCUUUGACGGGUGAAUCCGAGCCACAGACCCGUACUCCAGAUUUCUCCAAUGACAACCCACUGGAGACCAGGAACAUUGCUUUCUUCUCUACCAACUGUGUUGAAGGCACAGCCAGAGGAAUCGUCAUCAACACCGGAGACCGCACUGUCAUGGGUCGCAUCGCCACACUGGCUUCCAGCUUGGAAGGCGGAAAAACUCCCAUUGCCGUUGAGAUUGAGCACUUUAUCCACAUCAUCACUGGUGUGGCUGUAUUCCUCGGUGUGUCUUUCUUCAUUCUCUCCCUUAUACUUGGGUAUGGGUGGCUUGAGGCAGUCAUCUUCCUUAUUGGAAUCAUUGUUGCCAACGUUCCAGAGGGUCUACUGGCAACCGUCACUGUGUGUCUGACUCUGACUGCCAAGCGUAUGGCCAAGAAGAACUGUUUAGUAAAGAACCUGGAAGCCGUUGAGACGCUGGGGUCCACAUCCACCAUCUGUUCAGAUAAGACCGGCACCUUGACCCAAAAUAGGAUGACAGUGGCGCACAUGUGGUUCGACAACCAGAUUCACGAGGCUGACACCACUGAGAACCAGAGCGGCACAUCCUUUGACAGGAGCUCUGAUACCUGGUCUGCCCUAUCCAGAAUUGCUGGACUCUGUAACCGAGCUGUCUUCCUGGCCGAGCAAGGCAACGUUCCAAUUCUGAAGAGGGACGUAGCCGGUGAUGCUUCUGAGGCUGCCCUGCUCAAAUGUAUUGAGUUGUGCUGUGGAUCUGUCAAGGGCAUACGAGAAAAAUAUUCCAAGCUUGCUGAAAUACCCUUCAACUCUACUAACAAGUACCAGCUUUCCGUCCAUAAAAACGCAACCCCAGGAGAGACCAAGCAUCUGCUGGUCAUGAAAGGUGCUCCUGAGAGGAUUUUGGACCGCUGCUCCACCAUCAUGUUGCAGGGAAAAGAACAGCCGCUGGAUGAGGAACUGAAAGAUGCUUUUCAAAACGCCUAUGUUGAGCUUGGAGGACUUGGAGAGAGAGUUCUGGGUUUCUGCCAUUUCAACCUGCCCGAUGACCAGUUCCCAGAGGGCUUUGCAUUCGACACCGAAGAGGUGAACUUUCCCACUGAGAAGUUGUGCUUCGUCGGCCUCAUGUCCAUGAUUGAUCCUCCUCGUGCGGCCGUGCCAGAUGCUGUUGGCAAAUGCAGAAGCGCUGGAAUCAAGGUUAUUAUGGUAACUGGUGACCACCCAAUCACAGCCAAGGCAAUCGCCAAGGGUGUAGGCAUCAUCUCGGAGGGCAACGAGACAGUUGAAGACAUUGCGGCUCGCCUGAACGUUCCAGUGUCAGAGGUCAAUCCUAGGGACGCAAAGGCCUGUGUGGUCCACGGUGGCGAGCUGAAGGAGAUGUCCACCGAGCUUCUUGACGAUAUUCUGAAGUACCACACUGAAAUUGUCUUCGCCAGAACCUCGCCGCAGCAGAAACUAAUCAUUGUGGAGGGCUGCCAGCGACAGGGAGCCAUUGUUGCUGUGACUGGUGAUGGCGUCAACGACUCUCCAGCUCUGAAGAAGGCUGACAUUGGUGUCGCCAUGGGGAUCGCUGGAUCUGAUGUCUCCAAGCAAGCGGCGGACAUGAUUCUGCUGGAUGACAACUUUGCUUCCAUUGUUACAGGAGUGGAAGAAGGCCGUCUGAUCUUUGACAACUUGAAGAAGUCCAUCGCUUACACUCUGACCAGUAACAUCCCGGAGAUUUCACCCUUCCUCCUCUUCAUCAUCGCCAACAUCCCCCUGCCUCUGGGAACCGUCACCAUCCUCUGUAUCGACCUGGGAACUGACAUGGUCCCUGCCAUUUCCCUGGCUUACGAAGCUGCUGAAAGUGACAUCAUGAAGAGACAGCCCAGAAACCCCAAAACGGACAAACUGGUGAACGAAAGGCUUAUCAGCAUCGCCUAUGGGCAGAUUGGUAUGAUGCAGGCCACAGCGGGCUUCUUCGCAUACUUUGUAAUACUGGCAGAAAACGGCUUUCUGCCCAUGGACCUGAUCGGAAUUCGAGUGCACUGGGAUGACAGACACGUGAAUGACCUGGAGGACAGCUAUGGGCAGCAGUGGACAUACGAACGCAGAAAAAUUGUUGAGUUCACCUGCCACACAGCCUUCUUUGCCAGUAUUGUCAUCGUGCAGUGGGCUGAUCUGAUCAUCUGCAAGACAAGAAGGAACUCCAUCCUGCAGCAGGGAAUGAGAAACCGCAUCCUUAUCUUCGGACUGUUUGAGGAGACCGCCCUGGCUGCCUUCCUGUCAUACUGCCCUGGCAUGGACGUUGCCCUCAGAAUGUACCCCCUCAAACCAUACUGGUGGUUAUGUGCCUUCCCAUACUCACUGCUCAUCUUCCUCUACGACGAGGCCAGAAGAUACGUCCUCAGACGCAACCCAGGCGGUUGGGUGGAGAGAGAGACAUACUACUGAGUGGCAAAUGGACAUUAUUUACUGCCAUGUUACAAACUAGUCUGAGGCGCCACUCGGACGGCAAAAUCACGGAUGAAUUAAACAUCUUUGAUAUACAUGUCAAUAAAAGCAUCACCCAACUAUUAUAUAAAACAAA
Messenger RNA from Entelurus aequoreus (snake pipefish), 3184 nucleotides. RefSeq names its product sodium/potassium-transporting ATPase subunit alpha-1-like. Gene Ontology annotation, biological process: intracellular sodium ion homeostasis; proton transmembrane transport; intracellular potassium ion homeostasis. Gene Ontology annotation, molecular function: P-type sodium:potassium-exchanging transporter activity; ATP hydrolysis activity; ATP binding. NCBI's taxonomy places the organism in Eukaryota, Metazoa, Chordata, Actinopteri, Syngnathiformes, Syngnathidae. Gene Ontology annotation, cellular component: membrane. The record is from RefSeq and is a predicted model, not a curated record.